Molecule: messenger RNA, 5435 nt
Organism: Mercenaria mercenaria
Lineage: Eukaryota; Metazoa; Mollusca; Bivalvia; Venerida; Veneridae
Product: cytosolic phospholipase A2-like
Exons: 18
Coding region: 852-3107 (751 amino acids)
Biological process (GO): glycerophospholipid catabolic process
Cellular component (GO): cytosol
Molecular function (GO): calcium-dependent phospholipid binding; calcium ion binding
Source: RefSeq, a predicted model, not a curated record
GAUGGAACCGAUUUGAUCCUUUCCAAGUGUUUGAGGUUGAACACAUGCCAUGUAUGCUUUUCUACAUCAAGAUUGUCAAGGGAUACAACAUCACAAAAGGCUCCUAUACAAAAGACUGGUUAUAACCAUUCUCACUUAUCCCCGAGAGCGCUGCAACUGCAUGUGUCAUGAUACAUGAAACAACAACAGCUAAGUUAUGUUUCUUUUCUUUUUUAUAUCGCUACAACAAUUAUUUUAACAUGACGUUUCUCAAAGCAAAAACUGAACCUGAACACACCAGAAUGAAAUGCAGUAAAUGCUAGUGAUAAUAACGCACGGCAUGUCUACCAAUUAGCUCAUGAUAUUCUUUUCUCCAUAGGAGUUUUUCUUUUCUGCCAAUGCCUUCUCAAAUGAUACCAGGAAACCAGACUCAAAUAAGCUUGAUGUUUCAUCACAAUCAAGCUAAAAUAAUUAAAUAAUAAACUGCAACUAACUAAAACUAUGUUUCACAACUUAUUCAAAAACUAUUCACAAGUAGACUGUACAGUGGAUUAUUAAGAGUUAUUUUUAUAGCCUCCCUGAGAAAAAAGUGCAUUGACAUUGUACAUAAUAUAUUAUAUAGGUAAACAUCUUAGGUACACCUGGCUAAUUAUGAGAAAACCACAACAAAACUGUCAGUAAGUCAUUCUUCAACACCUACAGCUUCUGGAACACUUGAAUGACAGCUACUGGACAUUCCAGACCCGUAUGUGACAGUUAGCAUCAAGACUUCACCACAUGGCAUACAGCGUACCAAACAUCUUGACAAUGACAUCAACCCAGUCUGGAACGAGACAUUCAAAUUCUAUCUCAAUGCAGACGUCAACAAUGACAUGGAAAUAUCACUUUUUGAUGCUAACUACUUGAUAGAUGAACACUUAUCAACACAUACGAUAAACCUAUCAAGUCUUCCGCUACUGACAGAAACGGUGAAACAACGAGUCCAGUUCAACCAGACGUCAGAAGUUGACAUAGAAAUGUGGGCUGAAUAUGACAACAACCCUCAGCUACGCUACAGUCUUGCUCUUUGUGAGGAAGAAAAAUUGUUUAUGGAGAAGAGACGAGAGUGUGUUUACCAAGCAAUGCAAGAAAUACUGGGAGAUGAGGCUCCUAACUCUAUCAAUGAGGUACCAACAAUAGGGGUGUUGGGUUCUGGCGGAGGAUUUCGUGCAAUGACGGCCUUCUGCGGAGUGAUGAGUGGCCUGGUAGAGUCUAAAAUAUCAGACAUGGUCAUGUAUAACGUAGGACUCUCAGGGUCAGCAUGGUACCUGUCAACACUGUAUUCGCAUCCUGAUUGGCCGAAGAAAUCUCCACGUGAACUUCGUAAAGAAUUACGCGACAGUAUCGACUCCAGUCCAUUCUGGAAGCUCAAUCCAUCCAGCAUGUGGCGUUACCUAUCUAGAAUACAGGCAAAGCGUAGUCAGGGACAGCCUGUCAGUUUCACUGACUUCUUUGGUCAUCUGGUUGGGGAAACUCUCCUGCAAGGGAGACUGGAUUCAAAGCUUACAGACCAGCAACAGAAGUUGAAGGACGGCAAGAUACCGAUGCCAAUGUACUCGUGCUUGCAUGUGAAGAAACACGUCUCAGCCAUGGUGUUUCAUGAAUGGAUGGAGUUCAGCCCUUACGAGAUUGGUAUGCCAAAAUAUGGAACAUUUAUGGCACCAGAGUUAUUUGGGAGUAAAUUUUUCAUCGGUCAUCUUGUGAAAAAAUAUGAGGAACCACCAUUGCAUUUCUUACAAGGGAUAUGGGGCAGUGCGUUUUGUAUACAAUUUAAACGACUACUACAGGAUGACAAGAAGGUGAACCAACUUGAGGAGAUCCAACAGGAGAGGGAAGAAUUAGAUCGUGAGUUGAGUGAGGAGAUGUCAUUACAAGACAGUGAAUCUAGUGACACCAGUGACAGUGAAGGCGACGAAAAUAAUAAAAACUCUUCAAAUGAAAAAAAUAAAAAGAACUCUCAAAAUGGAACUUACCCACCGAAAAACGGGAAAAAAAAAAAUGGUACCAAAGAAAAAAAGCGUGAUUCAAUAUUUACAUCUUUUCUCGGAUCUUUGUUUGACACUCAUCCCUUCUUGAAGAGUAUUGACGGGCGAGCAGCAACAGUUCAUAAUUUCAUGCGUGGAUUGUCGCUUUAUAAGGCAUACCCGUUCUCGCCAUUUACUUCCAUCGACGACAGAAGCAGAAAUGAUCAAGACAAGCUGCAAGCAUCAAGUUACUUCAGUAAAAAACUUAAAGGUGUAUCACCAAAGAAACGGACAAAUUCUGGAGCGGAUGACUUUGAUACUGUCCCACAAUGCAGUGGUGGACAGGAAGUCUUGCUCCAGCAGGAGCUUGCUCGCCCCUUGUUCAGUCUUCCAAGUGAAAGUGAUCAAUCUUCACCAGGUACCGACCAGUUUGAUGGAAUAUUUGAGAUGUAUCCUACAUCCAUCAAGAAGUUAUAUGUGGUCGACGGGGGCCUCUCCUUCAACUCUCCAUUUCCGCUACUGCUGCGACCUCAGCGAGGGGUGGACCUCAUUCUCUCAUUCGACUUCAGUGCACGGGGUUCUGAUACAACACCCCCAUUCAAGGAACUGAUGUUAGCCAUGAAGUGGGCUAGGCUCAAUGAUGUACCAUUCCCCGAUAUUGACCCUACGGUUGUCGAUCGUGAGGGACUCAAGGAGUGCUAUGUGUUUGAAAAUCCAAAAGACCCAAGAUGUCCAAUUGUUAUGCAUUUUGUUCUUUUAAAUACCACCUUUCGAGAGUUCAAAGCUCCUGGCAGACGAAGGAGAACUAAGGAAGAAAAAGAGUACGCAGAUUUUGAGAUAUUUGACGAUCCCAAUCGGCCAUAUUCUACGUUCAACUUCAAAUAUACAAAUUUAGCAUUUGACCGUCUUGCUGACCUCAUGGAGUUCAACACGUUACUGUGUAAAGACCUAAUUGUUGAGAAUAUCAAAAAGUGUGUUAAACGAGUCGAGAGAUUUAGUGCAAUGAAGAAAAAGCCAAUCAUGUUAAAAGACAUCAAAAAAUUAAAUCUGAAAAAAUCAAAGGAGAAGCAGUUAGAACAUUUUGUGAAAUCCAUUGACAUUGACGAUGGUGACGUCCCUUUAUAACACAUUUUGACAUCACAUUUACAUCCAAAGGCUAAGUAAAAUAAGUGUGUGGUAUACUAAUUAAAGUAUGUAAAAAGAUUACAAGACUUUUUUUCAUUUUACAACAUUCAAAUAAUCAGAAACUUAAAACUUUCAUAUCAGUUGGUGCCAAAUUUGACUUGUGAUUUACAAGCUUGUUAUCUGUUAAUUAUUUUUUCAUUUUUCUAAACAUAUUUUUUUCUUACUGAAAUUCUUUUUGUUUAAUUCAUUUUCAAGAAAAAUAUUUCUACAGGACGGAAAUACAGGCAUCCAUAGUAUUCAGUCAUUGCCAAACAACUACUGUAAAAUCAUUAAUAUUCAUGGGGAUUGAUUUUAGUGGAUUCCGUAGUUCAGUCAAUCUGCAAAACUAAAUCCAAAGAUCACAUAGUUUAUUUCUAUCAUGUCUUUUUGAAUUAAAAACCAUGAAUUCAAGCCCCACAAAGUGAUUUUGUGGACAAAACCACAAAAUUUUAUGCCCACGAAAUGAAAUGAUUACACAACAGCCAUGAAAAAAUUGACAUCCACACAAUUAUUUUAUUUAGCCUAGAUAUUUAUGCUGCCAUACAACAACAGAACCAAUGCCCCUCAUUAUCAACAUGCAUUUCAGAUCCCUGUGGUCUCAGUGUGCUGUGUGGUCUCAUGAGAAUGACCGUCUAGCACAGCCAGUUUUAAUUUUCAUAAAUUAUUUAUUCAAUAUUAUUUAUUACAUUUAAAUUUUUUUCUCCUUUUCAAACAAUUUUAUUUUCUGUAUAUUGAAAUUUAUUUACACACUGUAUCACUAAAAUUCUAAGUCUGAAUAUGAUGUCAUCAUGAUUUCUUUAUAGGAUGGUUUUCAACUUUUUGGAAUUAAGAUAUUACUAAAUGGUAAUAUAUCUGUUUGUUGGAACUUAAUUUCGCUGACCGAUUAGACCAUAAAAUUUAGUUCCUCAAGAAAAUUUAGGACUUUACAAAUAAAUUAGCAUAAAUUUAAAAUUCUUCAUGUAAAAUACAUUUUGAUUUCAUUGCAAGAAAUAGUUUGCUGUGGUUUUACAGCCUUGAUUGCAGCUUAGAGUGUAAGCAGACCAUUAUCUUAGCCUGACUUGCCCCUUUUUUAAUACUGCCCAUAGAAUCUCUCAUUUGGACCAGGUUUUUAAAACUGGAAUUUUUUUUUUUAUUUAAGAUGCUUUACCCAACCAGAUGCAUAUGUACAUUGUGAUUAUCAAUCUAAAACUUUGUAUAUAGUGGCUGGCUUACGGCUUUAUGGAAUUUUUAAAUAAAAUUUUCACAGUAGUUUGUUUUUUAUGUUCAAAUAUUUAUUUUAUUGUUUACUCAAAGACAUUUGAUAAGUCAUGUAUGCCAAAAUCAAAUUUAUUGAGAAUAUACAUGUUUUAUUCUCAUUUAAUAUAAUUUUAUUGCUUAUUUUCAUUUCAUUAAAUUGUUAUGUAUGGAAUUGGUCAUUCAACGAUUUUUUAACAAGUACAAAGUUUAAGAGUAAUUCAUAAUUUGGAAAGAAACUUUAAAAGUAGGUACUGUAUUUUCCCUAAAUGUUGAGACACUCUAAAAAUUUGCAAAAAUCAUUAUAAGUUGCUCAGCUGAUUGAGUGUAAGAAAGGUAUUGACAGAGACACCAGUCUAAGUCUGGCUGUACUUUUUCUUUCAGUCAGUGACACAUGUACUGAACUUUAGGCAGUGAAAAACAUAACUUGCUUAGUUUUUACUGUAUUUGUAAUUAAUCUCUAGUUCUAACAGAAAAUGAGAGGACAAACUUUAACUAAGGCUGGGAAGUAUGAAAUUGCAGACUUGAUGGUAAAAAAGAACCCUAGUAGCUCAGUUGAUAGAGAAAUGGAACAGUAUUCUGAGGCCUGGGGUUCUUCUUAAUUUUCCAUACAUAUUUUUUCUAUUCAAAACAGUGAUAUUCUUUAUUAAGUUUUAGACAAAAUUUCUUCUUAUACUGUGAAAUCAUUUAAAUUCGCUGGCAUGAAAUUUCGCGCAAACGUGAAGAAGGACUGUUUCGCGCGGGCUUAAAUUCGCGCAUUUUCAAUUUUAGAAAGGGAAAAAUAUAAUAAAAAAAUGAUAAUAGCAUGGUCUUAAAUUCGUGCAUCGGUCCUAGCGCGAAAUAUGCGAAAAUUCGUCCUACGCGAAUAAAAAUGAUUUUACAGUAUUUCAACAGACUGAAUCUUUAUAAUUGUGCUUAACAUUUUGUAAAUAGUAUCAAUUAUUUAUUCUUUUUUAAAAUGAACAACUUAAUAUUUUGUGUUGUCAUGUUGAAAAGGGACCAUCUUACAGGCUGAUGCAAAGGCAUAAAAGUGAUAAAUAUUUAAAAAAAAAAGAA